AUGGAGUUUCCGGAAGAAAUUUCUCAGGCUGACGAAGUGAACAUGUUUGACGCCGAAUUGAAAACAAUUGAUAAAACUAAAAGUUCAGAAGAUGCCAAUGGUUCAGCGACGCCACCAGUCUCUACAGAGUUCGCCACCGACUACGAUGCUAUCGGGGAGCAAUCCGACGAUUUGUCUGACAAUUUGUCUAAUACUAAUACUAAUGAUCUUGACGAUUUGCCUGCGUCCUAUUCAUACGACGAUCGCUCCUUUUAUGGAUUGUCUAAAUUUUCCAAGUUUCGCGAUAGCAAAUUUAUCCCAAAUUUGUAUCGAUUGAUCGAGCUACGUUCUGAUACAAGCACAAAUGGAACAGUGGAUAAAGCUAUUAUCCACCCAACAGAUUUGGGAAACCUGUGCAAUGCAUUGGCUCCCGAAAGUUAUCAUUCUAUCGCCGAUAUACGCUUUGAGAAAUUAGGGAAAGAACAUCUCGAUCUU
This is a messenger RNA of Paraglomus brasilianum, 474 nucleotides long. NCBI's taxonomy places the organism in Eukaryota, Fungi, Glomeromycota, Glomeromycetes, Paraglomerales, Paraglomeraceae. The record is from the annotation of a GenBank genome assembly.